Messenger RNA from Necator americanus (New World hookworm), 1410 nucleotides. RefSeq lists its product as uncharacterized. Gene Ontology annotation, molecular function: aspartic-type endopeptidase activity. Bases 1 to 1410 code for a protein of 469 amino acids. The transcript has 5 exons. NCBI's taxonomy places the organism in Eukaryota, Metazoa, Nematoda, Chromadorea, Rhabditida, Ancylostomatidae. The record is from RefSeq and is a predicted model, not a curated record. Gene Ontology annotation, biological process: proteolysis.
AUGAAUGACGAGUGUACCGUCAUUCAUCUGUCGUACGUCGCUCCUUCUGCACUUGGUCUCCUGCAGAGCAAUCACGUGAAAUUUGAUACGCUCUGCGGCUCCGAGAAGGGCAUGCAGAAAUUUAACUAUCUCGUCAACGCCUUGAGAGGAGAAGCUCGAGAACUCAUACGCCGUUACCCCAUCACUGAUUCAAACUACGAUCACGCAGUUGACCUCUCACACUCCAAAUACGGCAAUGAGUCAGCUCUCAUCGGGAAUCUACGAUCGCUUUCGGAAACGGCAAAAGCCGAAUCAGGGAGCAUCAAAGCACAGAGACGCCUUCUGGAAACGAUCGUUCCGAUCGUUACGCAGCUGCAAGAACUGAGGGUCAACCUCGACGGAUCCUACCUCUCGCAGAAAAUUCUUGCCAAGUUCUCGACCGCUCUGCAGCGUCAAGCAUUACAAGGAUACGUGAAGGGCCCUACCGCGAUAGAGGCGAAAGGACGCAUGACUCAGAAACCACCUCGAGACGGGGCAGUACCGACACUGCCACAACCUCAGAAACUACACGCAGUCACCCCUAAAAAGAACAGACAGAAACCAGAAAAGAAGAUAACUCGAGUCUAUCCCGUGCAUCUGCAUACCACGGACUCAACAGACAUCAUCUCCGAAACGUGUCCCACCACAACAGAUGAACCACACAAAUUAUGGAAGGAGGUGGAGAUCCUCUUCGACACCGGAGCCGACCAGUCAUUCAUCAGCCAACGUCUUGAGGACGACUUGGGACUGGAGUGUACAAAACAGCAGGAGUUCCUAAUGUACACAUUCGGCACAGACGAACCCACACCAGCACGCUGUGGGACAACGCAGCUAGAGCUUUGGGACAAUGACGGGAGAAGGCACACAGUGCGACUCUGCACAACGCCACAACUUACAGGGAAAGGACGCCCUGUUCACCUUAGCACAGAGGACCGCAAGUUUGCAAGACAACAUCACAUUCAACUGUCGAAACCUACAGACACUCCUAGAUCCACCCCGCAGAUUUUACUAGAGUGUGACCAACUACGGAAUUUACUAGACACACCGCUUCCGCGUUUCACACUUCCAUCAGGCUUACAGCUCAUUCCAUCCAAACUCGAGUACAUGCUAUUCGGAAAACAGCAGUUACCUAAGAGAAUAAAGACACAGCAAGCCGUGAGGAACAUAAUUACGCUUACUAUGAACACAGUCGCCAACGACUUUGAAGAGGAACUAAAGCGUUGGGACAAGCCGCUAACCUACCAAUCCGCAAUGCAAGAGGACCUAACAUCGAUAAGACCAGUGGAUUUCUUUCAACGUGAUAUCAACAUCACGUUCCCACUCGAACGACUCGUCGAACCCACCGACGUCGACGAAGAUUACUUGCCACCGGACGAACUACGCACACUCUAG